AAAUUUGUGUGCCUUUUUUUUCCAUUCUUCAUUUCUCAAAUUUUUCCGUCUCAAUUUUUGUCUAUCCUUGGAUUUUGCAUUUUUGUUAAAUUAAAUAGAAUUCUAUUCAAACGGUGAUUCGUUUCCUUGAGCAGCUUUGUCGUUAAAAAUCUAGAUGGCGCCAGAGUAGCGACAUGACAAACCAUGCCGUCCUUGACCAUUGAUGACGUAAUGCAAUAGUAUGGUCUGUGAUGGUAAAUAGAUUGUAAUAAUUGUAGAAAAGAAAGGGUAAACGUUGCACGUUGUUCAUUUUUAUACAAAGAUAUACCAUAUUGCAUCAGCCACAAAAAAGGCAAUUUAAAAUUAAUUUAAUUUCGUUUAGGAGCAAUGUCAUCGUUGGAACAACAAAUUAAAGAACAGGGUGAUUUGGUGAGAAAAUUGAAAUCGGCAAAGGAAAGCAAAGAAAAGUGAGCAAAAAGAUGCGCUUAAUUCGCGAGUUAAGGGGGCUACUGAAGCAUGGCAGGGCUUUGGGCACAAUUAAUUUGUUCAGUAGCAAAUCACAGAUAGCAGAAGAAGUGGCCAAACUCCUAGACCUCAAAGCCCAACAAGCCCCUGCUGAAGAUGCGGCAGCCAACCAAAAAUUCACCCUCAAAACCCCAAAAGGAACCCGAGACUAUUCGCCCGAGCAAAUGGCUCUGCGCCUCAACGUUUUCAAUAAAAUAAUUUCGGUUUUCAAAAAGCACGGUGCUGAAACUAUCGAUACACCAGUAUUCGAGCUCAAAGAAGUCCUAACUGGUAAAUACGGCGAAGAUUCCAAGUUGAUUUACGAUUUGAAAGAUCAGGGAGGCGAAAUUUUGUCUUUGCGCUACGACUUGACUGUUCCUUUUGCUCGUUAUUUAGCCAUGAAUAAGAUUAGCAACAUUAAACGUUACCACAUUGCCAAAGUUUAUCGCAGGGACAAUCCGUCUAUAUCUAGAGGAAGAUACAGGGAGUUUUACCAAUGUGACUUUGAUAUAGCUGGGACUUAUGAUCCCAUGAUACCAGAUGCAGAAUGCAUCAAAAUAAUUGCGGAAAUUUUAGAUGUAAUGCAAGUUACACCAUUUGUUGUGAAAGUUAAUCAUAGGUUGUUGCUAGAUGGGAUGUUUGAGGCUUGUGGCGUGCCAAAAAGUAACUUUAGAGCAAUUUGUUCUGCUGUUGAUAAGCUUGAUAAGAGUCCUUGGGAGGAAGUCAAAAAAGAGAUGGUUGAAGAAAAAGGACUUAGUGAAGAUGUUGCAGAUAAAAUCGGAAACUAUGUUAAAUUAAAUGGACAAUUAGAACUUGUAGAUAAAUUAUUGUUAGAUGAAAACUUAUCCAAAAACAAAUGUGCUGUUGAGGGCCUCGAAUCUAUCAAGCUACUGCUGAAAUAUUGCGAAAUAUUUGACAUUUCGAAUAAGGUUUCUUUCGAUUUGAGUUUGGCAAGGGGUUUGGAUUAUUAUACGGGAGUCAUUUACGAGGCAGUCUUAUUGGGUGACGACAUUGCAGUGGGUUCUGUAGCUGGCGGAGGACGUUACGACAAUUUGGUGGGCAUGUUCGAUGGAAAAAAUAAACAGGUGCCUUGUGUCGGUGUCUCUAUUGGCGUUGAAAGAUUAUUUGCUGUAAUGGAACAAAGAUUACAAGCAGCCAAUAGAAAAACUCGCACUACCGAAGUUGACGUUUACGUUUGUACCGCUCAGAAAAACUUGGUCGAAGAACGGUUGAAACUUUGCAAUGAAUUGUGGGACAACGAGUUCAAGGUUGAAUUUUCCUAUAAAAAAAAUCCAAAACUUUUGGCCCAAUUGCAAUAUUGCGAAGAAAACAGUAUUCCUUAUGCCCUAAUUUUGGGCGAAAGCGAAGUUAAGAGUGGCAUUGUGAAACUGAGAAAUGUAACAACCAGAGAAGAGUUGGAAGUGAAACGUGGCAACUUGGCUGAAGUUUUGCGACAAAAACUGGGCGAAUUGAAUUGCAACGGCACAGUACCAACUUAAAAUAAAUGCAUUUUUUUCUAGGCAAUUUACCUAUUUAUUUUAUUUAUUUUUAGGCAAAUAAAACAAAAAAAAAAAAAAAUGUUUAGAUUUUUAUUUAUUUAUUCUAAAAAAUAAAAUAAACCAUCGAAAAACCCUUUUUUUUUAAUUUUCGUUCUACAAUUAUUAUACAGGGUAAAAUGACAUCCAAUAAAAUCUUAUCAAAUGUAAGAAGUUAUACGAAUAAUAUUAUUAAUGCUAAACAUCCAUUAAAUGACAAUUAUUAUUAUUAUAUUUUUGCAAUGUUGCCAAUGCUAUUUUUCGGCAGUGUUUCAUUUUUUUUUUUUUUCAACCUUAAAGCUAAUUAUGAUGAAAAUGUCAACAAAAUGAUAUCGUUAUUAUUAUUUACAAAUUGAGUUUUAGGGACAAAAAACGCACCUACAAUAAUUACAUUUUGAGAUAAUGUAUCUACUUCCUGGUGUUUUUGUCCCCCUAUAAAAUGCAACCUACAGGCUAAAUAUUAAAUAUUUUUUUUCUUAAUAUCAACACACAUAGAGAGAGAUAUUUUGUUCACAACACUAUGUUACCAAUUUUUUCUAAUAUAUUUCAAAUAAAAAAAAUAACAAAAAUAAAAUAAAAAUAUAAUUAAGUAUAACAUUUAAAAAAUAAUUAUUACUUUUCUUUUUUGGUUAAAGUCUUGGUUCGAGUGGUCCAUGAAACCGUUUCUAUGGUCAAAAACAAGAAAAUUUAUGUACAAAAUUUUGAUUCAGUGGACAAUCUUGGCCCAAAUAAGAAGGUGCGCAAGAUGGAUUUUUUUUACAUCGGAAGACCCUGAAUUUAAAUAUGGUGCCUGUGCGCUUUUAAGUACAAAAUUCUGGGUGACUAGUAAGUUCAGUCUUAUAUUAAAACAAUGAGUUAUGGUUUUGGUGUGAGCAAAAUAAUUUGAAAGUUUUAUCACAAAAAAUUUAGAGCGAAAAAUGAAUUGAAUAAAAAAUUAAAUUUAUUCCAAUCUUGCUUUGUAACUGGUCUUCCAAAUUUCGGCCAAUGUCACAGCCGAAUGGAACCGAUGGAAAAUGCACAGCGGCAAAGUGAUACGUUGAACGAUGGCCCAAGUCAAAAAUCCGUAAAACUUCUUCUGGACCGGAUUGGCUUCGACUUUUUGUUGCUCGAAAGUGUAAAUGAUCCACAUCGUGAUAUUGCAAAUCAGCAGGAAAGUCACUACUUGGCGGCCCGGUUUGGUGCGGUCGUGUUCCGGAAGAUGGACGCGACGACGCGAAACGUCUGCGAUGAAUAACAAUUGGAGAAC
Ceutorhynchus assimilis (cabbage seed weevil) is the source of this 3264-nucleotide messenger RNA. The record is from the annotation of a GenBank genome assembly. NCBI's taxonomy places the organism in Eukaryota, Metazoa, Arthropoda, Insecta, Coleoptera, Curculionidae.